Penicillium robsamsonii is the source of this 1716-nucleotide messenger RNA. RefSeq lists its product as uncharacterized. The coding region runs from base 1 to 1716 and encodes 571 amino acids. The record is from RefSeq and is a predicted model, not a curated record. Lineage: Eukaryota; Fungi; Ascomycota; Eurotiomycetes; Eurotiales; Aspergillaceae. The transcript has a single exon.
AUGUGCGUGGAGUGCGAGAGCAAGCGGGCCAAGAACCUCUCUUCUCCCAGAGACAGUCAGACCCAAGCCCCAAGCCCUUACCGGACCAUUGAGGGCCUGGGCGCUACAGGCAAUAUCAUUCAAGUGAACGCGGUGAGUGAUCCCACCCCAGACGACAGGGACACAAGUAGUACUGACCACAGCGACAAUGGUCAGGUCUUCUUGGGUGCUGCCGUUGGUGAUUUGGGCAAUGGGGACGCAGACAUUACUGGCCACAGCGACAAUGGUCAGAUCUGUUUGCGUGCUGUUGUCGGCGAAUCGAAGUCAAAUUGCGGACUAGCACAUUCCGAUAAAUCCUCUGUGACGCUUUUUAACUUUGCUCGUACUAAUCCCAGUUCACCGGAGAUGGGUGUAGAUGACUAUUUUGUGUCUGCAACUGUCAAGACCAGUCCGGAUCAUCUCACACACAGUGGUGAUAAGAGCAAUGAUGCAAAGGGCGAUGCUUGUGCAUCCCCCAGCGAUAAUAGCAGCUGCGAGACAGAUAGUUCUGGCUCGUCGCUCUACGGAUCUUCUUUGAUAAGGUAUAAUAUACUUAAGCUGAGAAUUGACGAAUACGUUGAGAAGCGGCAGCAACAGCGACAGGAGCUGAAAACUGACCAUGAACAGCACGACACUGACGUAUAUGGCCCCUGUGUUGAUCCUGAGGACAUGUCUCCUGCGAGCUCUGAUAGCUCUGAAGCUGACCAUCACUCGUAUGACCAGCCCCCUCUUGACAUUGACCUUGUGCAGCAGCGUAUUGAAGCGACCGUCCUGAAGCGUAUUGAAGAGAACAAGGAAAAAGAAGCCCGGCAGGAAACCAUCUCCAAGCUCCUCGACGCGGCACUUCUAAAGAAGGACCGAGACGACCGGCGCGCGAACAACGCCGAGCUGGGUAUCGAAGAGGACCCCCAUCUCUGGGACACAGAGUCCCUCGACCGAAUGUGGCAGGCAGGGAUCUCCACUGUACCCCCCGAUAAUGAUAGCACCCCGGUCUCCCCUCACACCUACCCAUCCCCCAAGAGUCAACAGGCCCCAACCCCAGACCCCCAACCUCAGAAGCACAUGUACAUGGGCAGCAUGUUUGCCGACGAAGAAUCCGCCUACCAACGCGGACUACGCGAGAUCCGGCCGUAUGGCAAUUACCCAGGUGAGUGGGAAGGAUUCAUGAUGGCAUAUUCCGAAGACGACGCGAACCGGCAGGGGCUACUAGACCCACUCCACGUGCGAGGGUGCUGUUCCGAGCGACGCGCCGACUUUCACCUCUUCUACGGAGUGAUGCAUGCGUCGUCAGAGGAAGAAGCCGAGAAACGCUGGUUGGAGGAUAUCCGGCGGAUACCCGGCGAGGAUGGGAAGUUCUACGGGUUGUUGCGGGCUGACGAUUUGCGGCACGCGCGCGCGAUGGGACUUUGUGAUAUCCGCCACCCGUGGGGGUGUUGCAAGGAUGCGCUUUUUACAAUGCCAGAGCGGGUGCUUCAUAAAUACAGUGGGUUUAUGUGUGCGAUCUCCCUGGAGGAGGUUGGACGGAUGGGAUUGUGUGAGGCACAACCGGUUCCUGGGGAAUGUGGUGAUUAUUACGGUGGGACUUAUUAUGGGUAUGUUGAAGCGUAUUGUGAGUUGGAUGCUUUUCAGAUGGGAUUGAAGGAGCCCGAACAUGAUGGUUUGUGCCAAGGCCGAGGUUGUGUCGAUCUCGGAGUCUGA